Messenger RNA from Populus trichocarpa (black cottonwood), 593 nucleotides. RefSeq lists its product as uncharacterized. Lineage: Eukaryota; Viridiplantae; Streptophyta; Magnoliopsida; Malpighiales; Salicaceae. Bases 180 to 359 code for a protein of 59 amino acids. The transcript has a single exon. The record is from RefSeq and is a predicted model, not a curated record.
UUGAGCCAAAUUUGCUUAGCUGUCCACCAAAAAUACCUCUGCCAUGUGAGGAGGAAUUUAGCGAGCAACGAUGAUUUAAGAAAUGCAAUGGCCUUGACAUAAAUUUCUAACCAUGCUCAUCUAAUUAAGAUAAUAUCCAAGCAGGAAUAUUUCAGCAGAGAUAAAGAACGGGAAAAGAGAUGGAAUCUGGGCUAUCCUGGGCUGAUCAAUGGGAUUAUAACACCCCUGACCCUCCGCCGCAGUCAUCGUCAAACAAAGAUGACAAAAAGGGGAAGGGUGGGAAGAAGAAGAAGAGUUUUGGCAAGAAAGUAUUGAGCUUGGCAUGGAUGAAAGAUAUUCGUAAGAAAUCUCAGAAAUGAACAAGACUGAUUUCAUCAUGUUCUUCUCUCAUUCCCUUGAUAGAAUCCAUUGUCAUCCAGGUUCGCAUCCUUCUGAACAAUAUACCUUCUGGUGUUGUUCUGUCACUUCCAUCUAUGAAUUAAAAAUAAAGUUUAUCCCGUAUUCCUUCAGAAUUUAAACAUCUUUUCUUUCAUUCAAUCAGAUUGGUAGGCCAUCAUUCAACGUAGGAUAUCUCCAAUAAUUCUCAUGAUUCG